UUUUUUUAUUUUUCUUGGCAGUGUUGUGGUCAGUUUUUCUUGUUUUCCAAGCUUCUUUUUUCUUCUCUUUAAGUACUGUGCAACUGGCGUUUCUUCCAAAUAAAAAGAAGAAUGAGAGGGAAAUAUGAAGAAUAUUUAGAGAAAAAAGAUUUUUUGUUUGAAGAUUUGCCAGUAGAAUAGAAGAGAGAAAUUGUUCCAAAAACCCCCUUAAAGGCGAACGCUUGUCUACAGAUGAAGAUAUAUAAAUUCGUCAGAAAAACAAAAAUUCACUGCCCAAAAGAAAGGAAGAGCUUCGCGAUGGGGGGUCAAAGGUUGCGUCAUUUUUUGGGUAUAGGUCGUAGUAGGAUGUGGAAAAAAAUAAGAGAAAAAUGAAGAGUGGACAGCAACCGCUGGUGAGGGAACGCCGGUCAGAUUUUUUCUUUUUUGACCUAUUAUCUUGCCAGACUGGACAUUGGGCAUUUUUAUGUGUUUAAUAGAGGAAGACAGUCUCUGACAGAAAAAUAAAAAAAGAGAGGGGAAAUAUUCACAACAAAAAUGAAUGUUUCCGGAACAUUACAACAACUUUUGUCUUUAGCUGAUAAUCAGAAAACAAUGAAUUUUGACAACAUUAAUAGUCAUCAACAUGUUUGUGAAAAAGAAUCUCAACAACAACAUAAUUAUGUUAUUGUUUCUGAAGAGAAUAAAGAAGAAGAAAAAAAGUCUGUUGAAAAUUCUGAAAUAAACAAUUGCAAGGAAACUGAAAAUACAAAAACUGAAGAAUGUGCCUUACCAACAACAAAUGGGGGUUUUGAGGAGAAAAAUGAAGGAGAAAACCAAUUAGAACAACAAAUUGAAAACCCAAUUCAAAGACCAAUUUCUGUAGAUGUUAAUCAAUUUGAUUUUAGUUUGCCAGACACAAUAAGAAAAGAAGGGAUAUUUUUUAGUUUUGAUGAAUUCGAAAAAGCGUUUAAAGAAUGGCAAGUUCUCUUCCAACAAAAGUUCCGUGUGGCCAGUUCUGAAAAGCAAGGAGAUGAGGAUUCUCAAGUUUUUAAACGUUUCCGAUAUCGAUAUGUUGUCUAUCAUUGUACUCGUUAUGGAGAACCGAGAAAGCGUGGGGCUGGUCGAAGACCUCACCAAAAUUAUCUUCCUUGUGGGUGCAAAGCAAAAUUAAGGCUAAAUUAUCAUGCACAAAAUGGUGGUUAUUUGCUUAUUACAACUUUGGAGACUGAACAUAACCAUGACGAUAAACAUCCACACUUUAAUGAAAGAGGAGAAUUUAAUUUUGAUUCUGAUGGGGAAAAUGGAGGAAGUAAAAAAAUAAGAAGUUCUCCAGAGGAUGUUGGGUCUUGUGAACACAGUCCAAACAGCACCGGAUCUUUCAAAACACCCGUUGUUGUCUCAGCAUUUUCACCUUUAAGUCUACAACCAUUACAUAAUUCCCCUUCUUCUGGUGGUCAAAGCAGUUCUGAGGGUGCUGCAGAAUUAAUUCAACAACAACAAAAACUACAAAAAAGACCAUCAGCGUCCCCACGCGAAAGAAAAUCUUCAACUUAUCGAAAUAAUAAAACAAUGAAUGGACAACAACAACAUAAAACAACAACAUUUUCUAGUACUUGUGAUUCUUCUCAAGUUAAAAAUGAAGGAGAAUUGGAUACUGCUUUUGCGUUAAAUUUGGCGUUGAAGGCUCACCACAACGCUCAACAACAACAACAAACAAUAUUUCCAACAGAAUCACCACAAAACAUUCUCUCAACAUCAUUUCAGAAUUUUCCAACAACAUCUAAUAGACAAACUCCAUUUUCUGAUUUUAUGCGUUUUCGACCACCUUUACAAUCACAAUUAAAUAAUUCAAAUCAAAACAAUAAUUUAUUGCCUCUAAUUCAAGAAUUGAUUAAUCGUUCAAAUGGGGGUGAUAAACAAGGAAAUUCUGUUGUUAAUCAAUCAGAACAACAACAACAACUUCUUUUAGGUCUUUUAUCUCAACAACAGCAACAUCAACAAACACCCCAGACAUCUAUUAGACAACAACAAGUUGGAAAUGCUUCUGCUUCCUUAUUAUCUGCUUUGCAACAUUCUAUUUUACAACAACAGCGUCCCCAACAACAACAUUCUUCUUUCAACAAUCAAAUCACCCCUUCUACUUCCUCUAAUAAUAAUUCUGCUAACAUGAUGGCACUUUUACACAUACAAAAUAUACUUCAAAAUUCUCCAAACAUUUUUGGGUUAAAAACGCAGCAACAACAACAAACAACACCCAAUUUAAUUAAUUUAUUAUCUGGAAAUAAUAGCAAUAAAAUUAUGUCUGCUUCUGCUUCUAAUAAUAUGAAAAAUGAUACAACAGAAGCAAGAAGAGCCGAUAUAAUUCAAGAGGCUGAUCAAAUACUUCAAACAAUUGUUCAACAAAUGAUUAGAACUAGGGAUUUAGCCAGUUAUUUGCGUAGACUAAGACAAUUUUUGUCUGAUAAUUUUGUUGAGUGAUAUUUUGAGGAUUUAAAAAAUGUUUCUCAUUUUUAAGUAAAAUACAUUCCGAGUUGACUUAAAAUUCUGAUUUUUAUGUUCAAAUAAAAUUCUGGUUCUGUAUAAAAUUACAAAUAAAAAAUCAGAAUUAUUUCCCAACAACAUCCAACAACACUUAUUUUUCCUAUCAAGCUAUUUACUUCUACCUAUUUAUUUUUUGUUGUUUUCGAUUCGAUUUCUGAUUAUUUUUUAUACCUCUUCUACAUAUAGCUUGCCUUUAGUACUUAUAUAUUUUUGCUU
Molecule: messenger RNA, 2736 nt
Organism: Meloidogyne enterolobii
Lineage: Eukaryota; Metazoa; Nematoda; Chromadorea; Rhabditida; Meloidogynidae
Source: the annotation of a GenBank genome assembly